CACCUAUCCAGACAUAUGCAGUUUCCUCCGGCAUUUUCGCACAUGGAAUUGUCCCGAUAUUCCGGCACAACUGAAUCUCAAUUGCCCAGGUCCUAGGGCUGCAGCGACCUAUAGAGUGAUUGGAUGCUCUGGGAUGGUCAGGGACAGUAUCUUGAGUUUCAACGAUCCGUUGUCACUCGUCCUUGCC
Candidula unifasciata is the source of this 187-nucleotide messenger RNA. The record is from the annotation of a GenBank genome assembly. NCBI's taxonomy places the organism in Eukaryota, Metazoa, Mollusca, Gastropoda, Stylommatophora, Geomitridae.